UGGCUGUCAAGGGGCAAGUGCGCACCGAGGCGGGGGAGGGGGCAGGACGCCACAUCCGAAGGGGGUGCAGGAGCCAGGAGGCAAAGACGCUCGUCCCAGGCCCUCUCCGCGUGUUCUCACCCUCAGGAGGCCCAACAAGCGCAAACUCAGUGCCCAGCGGGCCCACGCCAGACUCUUGCCAAGAGGCGCUGGGCCCAAACCCGGAGGCCCAGUAGGUGCCUCCGGAGGAGCCCUGCGGACGCCAUGCUAAAAGCCAAAAUGGCUGCCCCAAGGAUGCCCGCAGCGCGCCGCCUGUGAGGAGGGAGCCGGCCGCUGCGGGAGCGGGGGAGGGGGCGCCCGGAGCACCGUCACCGCUCACCGGCCGGAGCCGCUCAGGGUUUAGAUUCCAGCACCAACGAUGAGUGGCUCACAACACCCUGUAACUCCAUCUUCAAGGAACCUGAUGCCUACAGCUGGACAAGGAGGCAUAGGUUCUAGCUACAGUCAUCUGUUGCCAUAACUUUUAAAUGAUAUUUGGAAAGAAACUGUCAAAAGACGAAAAAAUGAUAAAAUUUUUCCUUAUGGUGAAUAAACAAGGGCAGACCCGACUGUCUAAGUACUAUGAGCACGUAGACAUGAGUAAGCGGGCGCUCCUGGAGACUGAGGUCAGCAAGAGCUGCCUGUCUCGAUCCAGCGAACAAUGCUCUUUCAUUGAAUACAAAGAUUUUAAGCUGAUCUACCGGCAAUAUGCAGCUCUCUUUGUUGUGGUUGGAGUUAAUGACACUGAGAAUGAGAUGGCUAUCUAUGAAUUCAUACACAAUUUUGUGGAAGUUUUAGAUGAGUACUUCAGCAGAGUGAGUGAAUUAGAUAUAAUGUUUAAUUUGGAUAAAGUCCACAUCAUUUUGGAUGAGAUGGUGUUAAAUGGCUGCAUUGUGGAAACUAACAGAGCAAGAAUUCUUGCCCCUCUACUGAUUCUUGACAAGAUGUCGGAAAGCUGAUGAAGGCUGACGGGGGCUUGAGUGAUGUGGAGGCCAAGACAGACAUCGAAAGCAGCAGCAGCCUUCUGACACCUGCCACUGCUACCUCCCAUAGUUCCUAAAGACAAAACAGUUCUUGUGUACAAACAACAUUUUUCUCUUAACAGAGAUCCCCAAUUUUACUUGGUAACUGUAAGCUUGCCUCCCCUUCUGCAGAAACAGCAGGGGUGCAGUGUGAAGACUGCUCGGCAGUUGUCCAUCAGCCAAUAAACUUCAAAUUGACCUGA
Apodemus sylvaticus (European woodmouse) is the source of this 1243-nucleotide messenger RNA. RefSeq names its product adaptor related protein complex 4 subunit sigma 1 (gene Ap4s1). Lineage: Eukaryota; Metazoa; Chordata; Mammalia; Rodentia; Muridae. The record is from RefSeq and is a predicted model, not a curated record. Gene Ontology annotation, cellular component: intracellular membrane-bounded organelle. The transcript is spliced from 7 exons. Gene Ontology annotation, biological process: protein transport; vesicle-mediated transport. The coding region runs from base 507 to 977 and encodes 156 amino acids.